Molecule: messenger RNA, 2457 nt
Organism: Erigeron canadensis
Lineage: Eukaryota; Viridiplantae; Streptophyta; Magnoliopsida; Asterales; Asteraceae
Product: calcium-dependent protein kinase 26-like
Exons: 7
Coding region: 109-2073 (654 amino acids)
Biological process (GO): peptidyl-serine phosphorylation; intracellular signal transduction; protein autophosphorylation
Cellular component (GO): nucleus; cytoplasm
Molecular function (GO): calcium ion binding; ATP binding; calcium-dependent protein serine/threonine kinase activity
Source: RefSeq, a predicted model, not a curated record
GCUUUUUAGGAAUGGGGUAGAGGGAUGAGUAAUGUUUGGAUUAGUAGUGUUUAUAGUAUGCAUUUGUCUAGUUUUCUGUUGUAGCAACUAGGAUGUAAUUAGGAUUAGAUGGGAAAUGUAUGCGUAAAUGGUUUUCAAUCGAUAUAUCAAGCUUUAUGCUGGCCUCAGUCACGACCUCCUAGUAAGCUCCAACCGGCGUUGACAGACAAAAAUAUUAAAGAACCUCAGUCUGUUCAAAGUACGCCACCACAAAUGCCAGAGUUAGCAAAAGACGACGAAGACAAAGUGGAGGUAAAACAAGAAGUUAAGUUAAUGUCCAAACCAUCUAGAAAAGUUUCUCAAUUAGAACCCAAGCCAUCUAGAAAGGUUUCUAAAUUAGAUCCCAAGCCAUCUAGGAAGGUUUCAAUAAUAGACCCAAAACCAUCAAGAAAAGUUUCAUUAUUAGACCACAAGCCAUCCAGAAAGGUUUCAGUAGAGCCGAAGCCAUCCAAAAAGGUUUCGAUAAUAGAACCAAAAGUAGAGACUAAGCCAUCAAAAAAGGUUUCAAUAGUAAAGCAACAAAGUAAGCAUGCACAGUCUGUUAAAAAGCCAGAUGAGUUGAAAAGAAUGUUAAGUGCAGGACUUCAAGCUGAUCGAGUAUUGAACACAAAAACCGGGAAUCUGAAGGAUUACUAUAAGUUGGGUAAGAAACUAGGCAAUGGUCAAUUUGGAAUAACCUAUCUUUGUAUAGAGAAGGCAACUCGUAAAGAGUUUGCUUGCAAAAGUAUUGCAAAAAGGAAGUUGAUCUCAGAUGAUGAUGUAGUGGAUGUUAGGAGGGAAAUUGAAAUUUUGCAUCAUUUAUCCGGACAUCCAAAUGUAGUUUCGAUUAAAGGGGCUUAUGAGGAUGCUGUGUCUGUUUAUUUGGUGAUGGAACUUUGUGCUGGAGGUGAGUUGUUUGAUAGAAUCAUCGAUAAAGGUCAUUAUUCAGAACGAGAGGCAGCUGGUCUUGCUAAAACUAUUGUUAGUGUGAUUGAGGGUUGUCAUUCUCUUGGCGUGAUGCAUCGUGACCUCAAGCCAGAGAACUUUCUGUUUCUUGAUGAAGAUGAAGAUUCACUAAUGAAGAUCAUUGACUUUGGGUUAUCAAUUUUCUUUAAGCCUGGGCAAGUUCUUACGGAUGUGGUUGGAAGCCCUUAUUAUGUUGCACCAGAAGUGUUAAAUAAAAGUUAUGGUCCAGGAGCCGAUAUCUGGAGUGCUGGUGUGAUCAUUUACAUUCUUCUUUGCGGGGUGCCUCCAUUUUAUGCAGAAUCCGAAGAUGAUAUAUUUGAAGAGGUUUUGCAUGGUAAACUUGAUUUUAGUAUAGAUCCAUGGCCUAAAAUCUCUGACAGUGCUAAAGACUUGAUCAAAAAAAUGCUAGUUAGAGACCAGGAAAGACGGCUAACUGCUCAUGAAGUUCUUUGCCAUCCUUGGAUCAGCGUCGAUGGUGUUGCUCCAGACAAGCCUCUCGAUCCUGCAGUCUUGAUUCACUUAACUCGAUUUUCUGCCAUGAAUAAACUUAAGAAAAUGGCUCUUAGGGUUAUUGCAGCAAAACUUUCUGAAGAAGAGAUUGCUGGCUUAAAACAAAUGUUCAAAAUGAUAGAUACAGACAACAGUGGCUAUAUUACUUUUGAAGAACUCAAAGAUGGACUCAAAAGUUUUGGUGCUAAUCUUGAAGAAUCCGAAAUUUAUGAUCUAAUGCAGGCUGCGGAUAUUGACAAUAAUGGUAUCAUCGAAUAUGAAGAAUUUGUAGCUGCAACCUUGCAUUUGAACAAAGUUUAUAAGGAAGAUAGUCUAUAUGCUGCUUUUUCAUAUUUUGACAAAGAUGGCAGCGGUUAUAUCACCCUGAAUGAAAUCCAGCAAUCCUGCAACGAAUUAGGAAUAGAAGAUACACAAGUAGAAGAAAUUAUCAAAGAAGCUGAUCUUAACAAUGAUGGGCACAUCGAUUACAAUGAGUUUGUUGCAAUGAUGCAUAAAGGAAGUGCCACAAUUGGAAGGAGACAACAAAAGAAUACUCUUACAAUAACUGGCAAGAACGACCCAGCAGGGAGGUUUGCUUGAGUUGCUCAACAUCAAGGUUAUGAAGUUGAAUUAUUUUCCUUCUUGAAUUUGGUUCGGCAUUAUCCAACACAAUGGUGAAAAAAUGGCGCCUCAUAAGUCAUAUGGGCAAGCAGGUGGACGGAAUGGAUGAAGGGAAUUUCUACUCGGAAAACAUUUCCAGUUUGUUUGAUGCAAAACUUCUCAUUCUUCACAAAAGAUACAAGUAACUCAGUUUAGUACUCGACAAAUAUCAUCCGACUUAUUAGAUCAUUGCAAAAGUUUUGAGCUCAAAGAGUCCAAUAGUUAACAUAGCUUAAAUUUAAGAAUGUACAGUGUCUUGUAUAAGGAGGUUUUUUAUCCAAAUACAAAUAUCUUGUAUAAAAACAUGAAAUGAAAAGGUUACUU